UAGUAGCAGACGACAGAUGUAAAUCUCAUUUCACAGAGACAGUGAGGACGGAGUUGUGUCAGUGUUCACAAAACUGAGGGAACAUUUUGUUCGUAAUGAUUAUUAAUCCUACUUUGGCAGACGACAGGUUUAUUCAUCAGACGACAGUUUUCCGAUUGGAAAGAUUACCAGCAUUGUAUGGGGUAACACUUUUAUCGAAUUGUUAGCAGACGAUAAUUGUGAGAAACGGACGACAUUUUGAACACCGGAAAGUUUCUUAUAAAGCUAGCCGGGUGCAGCAGCACUGGGAUGCGUUCUCUCUGGCGUCUGUGAGGGUCCAAGACGGCUUGAUGGGAGACACGCUGUCAAGUUGCCAUUCAGCGCGCAGCUCGGCUCUCCAGGACGAGAACCCUUACGGCGGUCGGUUGAGACAAGGGGAUCAGAAGAGAUGGUCCACCAUGUCCAAGCGGAAAUCAGGCUCAAUGCUAGACAACCCAAAGACCAUGAUUUCUGCACCAGAAGACAUCCAACCGUCGCCUCUCUUCUCUCGCCCAGGCCGCCCGAGUAAUCUGGACUUGUUGCCCCCUGAGAACCCGAACGCUGCUCACACCGUGGAUCUUCUUCCCUCUUUCCCCUCCCGUUCCCCGCAAAUUUCUUCUCCGGAGAGCUGGACCUCUCAGCCGGGCGGCGACCCCUCUCCCAGUCCCUCCUUCAGCAGCGCCAACUCGAAUUCCAACCCACCACCCAAACCCCCGCGUCUCUACGUCAAUACCGCCACCGCCCCCUUGCGGAAAAAACGUAUCUCAGGAUAUUUCGGCAAUUACGAAAACAUCCCGGACUUGAAAUCCCUGCAGAGCACUGAUGUGGCCCCCGAACUCUCCCCCAUGAGCAGAACGUAUCCACGGAGUAGUCGGUACAAGGCCAUCGAGUCUCGAGAUUCCCGGAUGUUAACGGACGAGUUUCUCUUCGCUCAGCAUCGUCAGAUACUAGAAAUCAUGCGUUACUUGCUGAUAGACCGACUGAACGCCCCGGAUGUACUGCACCACUUGUUUCGUAAAGGGGUUAUAACGGAGCAGGAGAAGGAAAUCGUGCUGCAAGAGGAGAGAAAGAAAACCAUGAACAUUUUCAUCGUUGAUGAACUAUUCACAAAAGGGGAGGCAGAGUUCGAGGCAUUCAAAUACAUACUGCGUCUUAACGAGGAUCACGAGGCUUUAGCGGACAUUUUGGAAGUUUUAGAAACUGUUUUCAAAACACUAGAAAAACACAACCCCAAUAAGCCCCUGGAUCCGGAAGUGGAUAGUGGCACGGAGGCGGAUGUGGAUCCACUGGAGGAGGAUCCAUAUGAGCUGGUGGGGGAGGUCCUCAGGGCCCACCACUCUCAGCCCCCGGCCCUAGAUGCCGCGCACAUGCACUGUGAUAUCAGUUAUUACGACCGGGAGACCGGAGAGGUCCUACCGAUUAUCACCCUCCCGACUCCGCCAGGCUAUUUCCCGCGGCUGACCAGCUGCGAUAAUCCACGCGCUUCGGUGGCAUUAGCGCGGGAAUUCACUGACAUGAUCGAGCAAAAUCUCCAGAUGGAUGGUUGUCUGACGGACAGCUGUGAAAGUCCGGAAAAAUACGUCCCAGUUAUAUCACUGGAUAUAUACGACCAAAACCUAGGCGACGAUGGAGCGUCCGUGUUGGCGUCCGUGUUGGAGAAAUACGGGUGUGUAUCAGAACUCAGCAUCCCUAAAAACUGCAUCGACAGUGAUGGGAUGGAAAGAUUGGCGUCAGCGUUGCAAGUAAAUAAGAGUUUACUGAAGUUGGACGUUCGAAUGAAUCCCAUGACCAACGAGGCAGCGCGUGCCUUCUCGAAUGCGCUGCAUAAAAACACGUCGCUGAAGUCUCUAAAUCUGACGGACACAAGAAUCUCGCACGAUGGUUGCAGCGAUAUAGUUCAAAAUCUCGUGGGAAACGGCACCCUGCGAGAGUUGGAUUUGGGAUUUAACGAGUUGGACGACGGAGACUGCGAUCACAUAGCACAGCUGUUAGGAAACAGAUCUGCACUGAAAAAAUUACGCUUGCGUGGAAAUAAUAUCGCAUUUCUAGGGUGUAGAGCACUUUCAAGGUCACUAGAGAGAAACACUGGCCUCCUUGUUCUGGACUUAUCGUCCAACGAUAUUGGUGACAACGCAGCGUUCCAUAUUGGUACGAUGUUGUCAAGAAACACGACUCUUCAGUUUCUCAAUUUAGAGAAGUGUGGCUUCACGAAGGAAGCCGCUGGUGCCAUUGCGCAAUCAUUAACGGAGAAUAAAACUCUGCUGUCGCUAGAUUUAGGAAUGAAUCACUUAGGAGAUUCUGGCGCCGAGGCUCUUGCUGCCAUGUUGUCACAUAACAGUUCCCUAAAAACUCUUUGUCUGAACAUGUGUGGUAUUGGAAAACAAGGAUUCCUGGGUCUCCUUGAGGCUUUGGACAACAACACUUGUCUCAGCACUUUAAAGUUGUGCUUUAACGAGAUCGGACGCUCAGAGCGCCGUGCGCCGAUGUCCCAACUUCACCCACACGACGGUGGCAUACAGGGGAACAGCGCCAUAUUGGAUUUAGUCUACGAUCGUCUGCAUUCAACACUUGUUUACAAAAGGGAUCUGAAAUUGCUUUUAUGGGGGAACAAGUUGGACGAGAAACGCUACUCUAAGGAAGUGCGUUUCGAAAAAUGUCGGUUGAGACAAGGGGAUCAGAAGAGAUGGUCCACCAUGUCCAAGCGGAAAUCAGGCUCAAUGCUAGACAACCCAAAGACCAUGAUUUCCGCGCCAGAUGACAUCCAACCGUCGCCUCUCUUCUCUCGCCCUGGCCGCCCGAGUAAUCUGGACUUGUUGCCCCCUGAGAACCCGAACGCUGCUCACACCGUGGAUCUCCUUCCCUCUUUCCCCUCCCGUUCCCCGCAAAUUUCUUCUCCGGAGAGCUGGACCUCUCAGCCUGGCGGCGACCCCUCUCCCAGCCCCUCCUUCAGCAGCGCCACCUCGAAUUCCAACCCACCACCCAAACCCCCACGUCUAUACGUCAAUACCGCCACCGCCCCCUUGCGGAAAAAACGUAUCUCAGGAUAUUUCGGCAAUUACGAAAACAUCCCGGACUUGAAAUCCCUGCAGAGCACUGAUGUGGCCCCCGAACUCUCCCCCAUGAGCAGAACGUAUCCGCGGAGUAGUCGGUACAAGGCCAUCGAGUCUCGGGACUCCCGGAUGUUGACGGACGAGUUUCUCUUCGCUCAGCAUCGUCAGAUACUAGAAAUCAUGCGUUACUUGCUGAUAGACCGACUGAACGCCCCAGAUGUACUGCACCACUUGUUUCGUAAAGGGGUUAUAACGGAGCAGGAGAAGGAAAUUGUUCUGCAGGAGGAGAGAAAGAAAACAAUGAACAUUUUCAUUGUUGAUGAACUAUUCACAAAAGGAGAGGCGGAGUUCGAGGCAUUUAAAUACAUACUGCGUCUUAACGAGGAUCACGAGGCUUUGGCGGACAUUUUGGAAGUUUUAGAAACUGUUUUCAAAACUCUGGAAAAACACAACCCAAAUAAGCCCUUGGAUCCGGAAGUGGAUAGUGGCACGGAGGCGGAUGUGGAUCCGCUGGAGGAGGAUCCGUAUGAGCUGGUGGGGGAGGUCCUCAGGGCCCACCACUCUCAGCCACCGGCUCUAGACGCCGCGCACAUGCACUGUGAUAUCAGUUAUUACGACCGGGAAACCGGAGAGGUCCUGCCGAUCAUCACCCUCCCGACUCCGCCAGGCUAUUUCCCGCGUCUGACCAGCUGCGAUAAUCCACGCGCUUCGGUGGCAUUAGCGCGGGAAUUCACUGACAUGAUCGAGCAAAAUCUCCAGAUGGAUGGUUGUCUGACGGACAGCUGUGAAAGUCCGGAAAAAUACGUCCCAGUUAUAUCACUGGAUAUAUACGACCAAAACCUAGGCGACGAUGGAGCGUCCGUGUUGGCGUCCGUGUUGGAGAAAUACGGGUGUGUAUCAGAACUCAGCAUCCCUAAAAACUGCAUCGACAGUGAUGGGAUGGAAAGAUUGGCGUCAGCGUUGCAAGUAAAUAAGUGUUUACUGAAGUUGGACGUUCGAAUGAAUCCCAUGACCAACGAGGCAGCGCGUGCCUUCUCGAAUGCGCUGCAUAAAAACACGUCGCUGAAGUCUCUAAAUCUGACGGACACGAGAAUCUCGCACGAUGGUUGCAGCGAUAUAGUUCAAAAUCUCGUGGGAAACGGCACCCUGCGAGAGUUGGAUUUAGGAUUUAACGAGUUGGACGACAGAGACUGCGAUCACAUAGCACAGCUGUUAGGAAAUAGAUCUGCGCUGAAAAAAUUACGCUUGCGUGGAAAUAAUAUCGCAUUUCUAGGGUGUAGAGCACUUUCUAGGGCACUGGAGAGAAACACUGGCCUCCUUGUUCUGGACUUAUCGUCCAACGAUAUUGGUGACAACGCAGCGUUCCAUAUUGGUACGAUGUUGUCAAGAAACACGACUCUUCAGUUUCUCAAUUUAGAGAAAUGUGGCUUCACGAAGGAAGCCGCUGGUGCCAUUGCGCAAUCAUUAACGGAGAAUAAAACUCUGCUGUCGCUAGAUUUAGGAAUGAAUCACUUAGGAGAUUCUGGCGCCGAGGCUCUUGCUGCCAUGUUGUCACAUAACAAUUCCCUUAAAACACUUUGUCUGAACAUGUGUGGCAUUGGAAAACAAGGGUUCCUGGAUCUCCUUGAGGCUUUGGACAACAACACUUGUCUCAGCACUUUAAAGUUGUGCUUUAACGAGAUCGGACGCUCAGAGCGUCGUGCGCCGAUGUCCCAACUUCACCCGCAUGACGGUGGCAUACAGGGGAACACCGCCAUAUUGGAUUUAGUCUAUGAUCGUCUGCAUUCAACACUUGUUUACAAAAGGGAUCUGAAAUUGCUUUUAUGGGGGAAUAAGUUGGACGAGAAACGCUACUCUAAGGAAGUGCGUUUCGAAAAAUGAUUUGUUGGGCGGUGAUAUUGACAGUAACAAUUUGUAUCACAAGAAUUUGGCAUUUUCCAGUCAAUCUUGAUUUGAUUAGGAGAACAUAUCUCGUACAUUCAUACAGCCUGUUGCCACCUUUAAAAGUAAUCACAUUAAAAAAAAAGUGCAUUGCAGCAAAAUAGACUUGAAAGUAUAUAGUUUUAUAUUAAUUAUAUAUGACGUUUUAAAAUCGCUAGGAUAGUUUAGACGUGUAUUUCUGUUUAUCUCCACAAAAAAUUCGGGUGUUAUUUUUGGUAUUCCGUUUCCAUUAUCAUUCCGGGUUAUUUUAUUCUAAAAAUUAUCAUACCAACAAGUUUUAAUACGUAAGCCUUAUUUUUAUGAUUUUUAGUAUUAAGAUAUUUCAUUAUCAUUGAGUGUACAAGAAAUUUUUGACACACAGGUUUGUUAACUGUAAGACUAUUUUGAUCAAUUAUAUGCAAGCUUCAUUAAGACGAAAAAACGUGUCAGAAAUACACGCAUGGAUCACAGAUGUUCAUUCAAUGUCAUGUAUACAUAUGUAAAUAACAUGCAAAUA
This is a messenger RNA of Lingula anatina, 5505 nucleotides long. RefSeq lists its product as uncharacterized. Lineage: Eukaryota; Metazoa; Brachiopoda; Lingulata; Lingulida; Lingulidae. Gene Ontology annotation, biological process: regulation of apoptotic process; nucleocytoplasmic transport; activation of GTPase activity. Gene Ontology annotation, molecular function: GTPase activator activity; small GTPase binding. Gene Ontology annotation, cellular component: nucleus; cytosol; perinuclear region of cytoplasm. The record is from RefSeq and is a predicted model, not a curated record.